Messenger RNA from Haemonchus placei, 2064 nucleotides. NCBI's taxonomy places the organism in Eukaryota, Metazoa, Nematoda, Chromadorea, Rhabditida, Trichostrongylidae. The record is from the annotation of a GenBank genome assembly.
AUGGUUUCCUUCCUGGGGCCUCUACCUGUACUAAUCUCCUUGAUACAUGGUACGAUGUUUGUCGAGCAGUCAAUAAUGGGUAAAUCAUCAAUCGAACGAGUCAAACUCAAAGCAAAUGCAGAAAUUCCGAUCGACGGCGUCAAAGUCACCCUGGAUCAGGCGCUAUGUGAUGAAACGAUGAUUAUUAGCGACAUUUUCAAUUUGAAUGAAAUGGACGCUCUCGAACUUGUUCUGUCCGGUGAAAGUCAGAGGAUUCACUUUGACUGUCUCAAUCGCGGUUUGAUCGCUGUUGUCUGCUAUUACGAUGUGCACAGGCUGCUUGCUGUCAUUUUGAGAACUAUGUUGGAUUGGGACAAGGAGACUAUGCAUGAAAGCCUGAGGGGGUUCAUCGAGCAGAAUUUCGUUCAACGCACGAUGUUUCAGCAUCUUCUUCAGCUCCAAGCUAGCUUCAGUGUUGCAACAGAGUUCCAUUUGUUAUCACAGCCUCACGUGAACGGCCUCGGUGGUCCUAAGCACCAGACUCUACUAAGAAAUGUUAUCGAAGAGAUCCGAGAGAAUGUUGCUGAGGCUUUGUAUUCAUUGUGUGAGUGGGGAGCUGAACAUGCCAACGAGUUCCUAAUGGAUGUGUUCCCCGUUCUUAAGGGUGUUCCUCUAGCGGAGAAAUUCUUGGCUCAUCACCUAUCUGCUUGGAUGUGUAUGGUGAAACUGACGUCUCAAACAGUUCUAUCUCAAACGAACACAGCAGCAGCUGUGCUUUCGAAUCUGGUCAAAGAAAUCCGCAACGAGACUUUGUGGAGUGAUCAGUCCGUAUAUAUUACGAAUGUGGAAAUAGACGUUGACAAAGUAGUCGAUCGCGCAGUACGUAAUAUGGCAAUGUUGUUUAUUCGUCACGGUAUCAUCGGAUCAGAUUAUUUCAAAAACUGCUGUACACAUGUUCGUGUGGUGGACGGUUUACUGAAGCAACUAGUGGCUCUUUUCCCAGCUAAGCUUAUGGAAAUCGAACGGAAUUCUGAAGAUGAACUUAACUGGGUGGACGAGAUGUCAGAGAAAGGACAACAGGCUACUCCUGCUUUGCACUACGAAAACCUUCUUCGAUGUUUUUCGGACCUUUAUCGGAUUGUUGACGAUCCAAAAGCUAGUGAAAAUGUGAAGUCGUGUUUAAUAGAACUGAGUACAGCCUUCAGUAGCUCGGGAUCUAUGGAGCUAUGUCGUUUUAUCGAGCGUGCUCGCCUUUCGCAUCAUGUUGUUCAUGCUGUUGCUUACCUUGAUCUACUAUGUGCAAUAUGCCGCAGCCGUCAGGUUGCCUCGUUCAUUUUCGACGUAUUCGCUAGGGUACCAGCACACGAUGAUAGUUGUAUUGGAUGGAACCAUGUAAUGUCGGCUUUGCGGUCAUAUGAAAGACUCUUUCGCGAAAGGCAUGGUGGAACAUCAAUGUUUGGGCAUUCCUUAUCGCAACAACCGCCUAAAGCCGUCAUUCCACCUCGCGAACUAAUUGGGAUGAUAACGUGGAUCAAUCUUUCAAGAAUCGUGAUUACCUUGGAUGAAGAUGCUGCUGAAGUGUUUUUGGAAGAGCGUCAAUGGGCGGUUCUAGAUGCUGCAUUAGGAGUGGUUUCGGCCCCUGUUCCCUUACCUCUGAAAGGAGCUCUUUUAAAAUUGGUGGCGGCAUUGGCGAAGGGAGAUGCUUCUGCACACAGGAUUUGGACGGCGCUCAAUGCUCAUCAGUUGUGCACGUUUGCGGAGAAUGGGACAUUGUUAGGUCUGCAGAAAGAGUUGGAGGAGCGAGAGUGUGCUGAGGAGAUGUACGACACUUCUCUUGGACUCGUGACGGUCUUACGAUCACUUUUAUCGCAUACUCACAUAGCCAUUCCUGAAAUUGCGGCUCCUUACCUGCAAUAUCUCACAAAAUCUAUAGUCUCGCAGAUGGCGUCAAGGUCAUAUAAGGAUAUUGAGCAGUUCGUGAGUAUCAUGAGUCUAUUCUCUCCUUUCCGCGCCGCCUUCGUAACUUCUGUGAUUCUAGAUAGCGGUCGGUCGAAAUCGCUUCUUACAUUGCUGUUUAACAUUUGA